AAUAGGCCAAAACCCAACCUCACCUGACCCGACCCACAACCUCUUCAAUCAAUUACCAAUUUACCACAGUCCGUCCGUAAGUGGAUUAAGGACCAUUUCGUUUAAAUCCAACAUAUAAUCAAGCUAUUUCUCUCCCAAAAUUCCAAUUUUCUUAUAGUACCUUUCUUCAAUGACAAUGCUAAAACCACUUUGAUGGAACAAUACAAGAAAACUACCCAACCCCACCAAAAAAAUCAACAUUCUUAGCUUGGAUUUAGUAGCAAGAAAUGCUAAUUGGGCAACUGACGGUAUGGCCAAGUUCGACCACCAUAUACGGCGGCGCUGGUAAUUUGCUUCUGUUGAGGCCACUUGGUAGACGCCGGAGGAGAGAUAUUUUCUGGGUUUCUGCAAUAUUUGACGGCCACAAUAAAAAGCAGCAGAAUCACUACGCUGUUUUAGGGAUUUCUUCUUCUGCUUCUUCCUCUGAUAUCAAGAAAGCUUAUCGCCUUCUUGCGCGUAAGUGGCAUCCUGAUGUUAGCAAGGAUUCACGAGCUGGUGAAGUAUUCAAAAGUAUUCAUCUCGCCUACCAAGUGCUAUCUAAUGAAGCAACAAAGGUUCAGUAUGAUAGAGUACUCAAGUCUGGCAUGCACACCUCUAAUCCUGUCCAAAGAAACACUUAUCAGGAUUUCGAGUUUGAAAAUGAAUUUAUAAUGCAUAGAUGGAGUGAAUUAAGGCAAAAGAUGCGAAAUGAUAGAUCGCAAAGACAUGAUGACGGCGGACAAAGUUAUUCCUUUGACGACACUGAUUCUGAUGAAGAGCCUGAAGAAAAGGCUGAGGAAGAAAGGGGCUCAUUCUUUGAAGUUCUUCAGUCUAUUUUCCUCUCCAUAACUCUGAUGAAAACAUUUGGCUGCCAAUCAUCACUUAUUUUCAGCAGCCUAACAGCAUGGUUUGAUGAAAAGUUGGAUGCUGGUUAUAAAAUGGGCUACCUGAUUGCUUGGGUAUUGGGUGGUCAACGGUGGUUUGCUUUCCUUGUGUCUCUCUCUUGCAAGCUGGAUAUGUGGCAAAAAUAGCAGUAGCAUAGUCACGCUUGUUGUCAUCGCCAUGUGGGUUGGAUCCAAUAUUUUGCGUUAUGCACCAGUUCCUCAAGGCGCACUCCUCGUGCUUGUGUACAUGUCUGUUAAACUACAGGUUGAUCUAAGGUAGAAUUAUAUGAUGAUCUAAGCUUGGAGUAUCCAACUUUUCUUGAGUCCUGUACAAUUGUACAUAUCUUGUGUUGUAAAAAGAUAGAAACAUUAUGGUCCGCUGAACCAAAAACUAUAAAAGCCUUCUGGUGUGACCUUUUGCUUUCUCAUGUAAUGUAUACAAAGUAUUCAUUUUUGGA
Messenger RNA from Chenopodium quinoa (quinoa), 1360 nucleotides. RefSeq names its product dnaJ homolog subfamily C member 18-like. Gene Ontology annotation, biological process: protein refolding. NCBI's taxonomy places the organism in Eukaryota, Viridiplantae, Streptophyta, Magnoliopsida, Caryophyllales, Amaranthaceae. Gene Ontology annotation, cellular component: cytoplasm. The record is from RefSeq and is a predicted model, not a curated record.